AUGCAUGCUACUUCUGUGAAGCUCGAUAUAACUAACAGGUGGAAGAAUCUUGGAUCUGAAAGUUUAGCAAACCAUCAAAGUCGAUCUUCAGUUGAAGAUACUUUAGCCACGAGGCAUGCCCUAAUCCAUCAAAGGCUUGAUGCUUCUGUUGUCCUUAACGGCGCUACAAAUUACUUUCACCAAGAUUGGUCAGAUGCCUUGGAUGGAGAGCUUUCAUCUACUUCUGGAACACAGGGAAUGCACCAGGAAGAACAAGAUUUUGGGAGCAUGAUGGCACAUGCUCCAUCUUAUUCAAAUGUACAACUUCCGCAUGGUUUGGUUGCACACCAAUUGACUUAUUUCCCUGACAAUGGAUUGAGCUCACCUUCUGCUGAUUCAAUUGAGCAAAGCAAUGGAAAUUUUGGUUGUGUGGAGAUGAGUUCUGGAGAAGUAGAAAAUGAUUUCUGGCAGGAGCAGGAGCAGGACACAGGCUUCACUGUUAGCCAUGACCCUGGAAAUGGAAAUUAUGAAAUGCUUCAGACAGAUAAUACGCAGCCAGCAAAAAUGUCUGGUUUAAAACAUGUUCCGCCUUGA
This is a messenger RNA of Fraxinus pennsylvanica, 573 nucleotides long. The record is from the annotation of a GenBank genome assembly. Lineage: Eukaryota; Viridiplantae; Streptophyta; Magnoliopsida; Lamiales; Oleaceae.